Messenger RNA from Bicyclus anynana (squinting bush brown), 2426 nucleotides. RefSeq lists its product as uncharacterized. The coding region runs from base 566 to 2101 and encodes 511 amino acids. The transcript is spliced from 10 exons. The record is from RefSeq and is a predicted model, not a curated record. NCBI's taxonomy places the organism in Eukaryota, Metazoa, Arthropoda, Insecta, Lepidoptera, Nymphalidae.
UAAAAAUUGCCACUGACUUUAUGAAAAAAUAUUCGUAUGCGGAAAUAAUGUCGCUGCUAUGUCCAACGUUUUCAUGUAUGUAGAUUUACUUCUUCUCCAUGGAGUAUAAUAUAUUCUUUGGUGCUGUGUUAAUAAAGAUACACAUUUAUUUUAUUUAUAAGCCACAAAGGACACAAAUAUUAAAAUUAAAAAAAUAUGUACAUAAUUAUCGACAAGUUAUAAUUUCAUGUAUCUUUCCCGUCUCUUCAAUUCAUAGACAAUCUAGCAUUACGAAAUGUCAAAUUCGCAACAUUUUCGUUAAUCUGUAGAAAUAAAACUUGUUGUGAUUUCGUUUUUAGUGAAAUAAAUGUGAUAUAAUAGUUAAAUACAAGCAGUUUUUAUGUAAUUCGCGGUGUGCGCGUUAAAUGAAGUGAUGUGUAUAUAAAUGAUUUAGUUUAAACGGACGGUUUGUGAGAAAUAUGUGAAUGUCGUGACGACGGAUCUUUGUUUACCUGUUUUGCCAUGUAAGGAAAAAAAUGUGUCAUCAGAAAAUAAAUACAAGAAUUUUCAGUGCGUGAAUUUUAAAAUGUUUGAUACGUCAUCCGUUAAUGUUAAAUUGAAAAACGUUCCUGGGUAUAUAAUGAAUUCUGAGCUUUAUUUAUAUUACUUUGCGAGCAGAACAUCGCGACUACUGGCAAAUCAGACUUUCUCAAAAGGACGGGAUGUCGAGUUUGAAGUCGUCAGUUAUACACCACCUAGUGAGUGUAUAUUAUACGUCAAGCUACAUUUGAGUAAUAGAAUUGUUAAGCAACAAUUAAUAAGAUAUUAUAAAGAUGGAAAAGCGGCCCGCCACCCGUGUAUGAGCCAUUGCAUUUUAGAGUUUGACGAUUGGACUGGAAUACAGAACAAAACAACUUUAACGACGUCCGACCGCCAUAAUGAGUUUAAACCUAAGGACCAGUGUAUGGCUCCGCCGCCGAAAAACGUUUCGUCGUACGAAAUUGUCCAAAGUCUCCAACACAUAAACUAUAGACACCUCGACAAUGUAACUAUUGACGCAGUGAUUGUGAAGAACAUACCACCGAACAACGAAGUUUCUCUAAAGUGGGGUAAUGGUAAUGUAAUCGCUAAAUCAAAACAAUAUACGGAGUGUUGGCAUACAUUUGAUCGACUAAAUUACACUUUUCGAAACGAGUAUAACAACAGCAUCUUAAAUAUUGAGCUGUCUCCAAGUUCUACAAUGUUUGAACCGCCACCGUUCAAACUAAUACCAAUAGCACUAUUUAAUUCGGUCUAUGAAAGCUCUGCCAAUUACAGAUUUUCCACAGUUAGAAAAAUUAUAAAAAAGCACAAUCUGAAAAUACAUUCAAGAAAAAGAAAUAAUAAAAAAAAAGAGAAAAAAAAAAUCACAUUAAAACAACCAUCAUACAAAAAACACCCGUGUCUAGAUAAAUGCAUCAUAUUGAUUGAUAUUGCUUAUGAAAUGCAUAAAAUGAACUCUACAAAAUCUGCAGUAUACAGUAAAGAAAGGUUAUUAGACAAUAACAAUGACCUGUUUGAAACUGAUGAUAUCGAACCAAUUGAAAUGUGCCCUAAAGACGAAACCUUGAAUUUCACACAAGAAAUAGACGAUAGUAAACAUAAUGAAAUCAAUAAUUAUCAUAAAAGCUAUACGACAACAACAACGACCACAGCAGCAACAACAACAACAACAGUAAGAAUAUCAUCGACAACAAUAUCCUCAACAACAUUAAUAUCGAAAACAACAUCAAUAUUAAAAACGUCAACAGAAUCAAAAGUAUUAGAAUCAAUGAAAACCUCAACAGAAGUUACAUCAGCGAUGCAAACAUACACAGAAGUAACACCCCCUGGAGACGGUGGUCAGCUAAAUACUAUCUUGCCUAUAGUUGCAGCAAUCUUUGCCUUACUUAUACUCAUAGUAGCCAUUGUCUGGUAUAGACGUUAUAAAAAGGCGAAAGCUGUAAACGCUAACGCAUACUGUUACAUUUCACCUCUAAAUUACGCUCAGUUAGACUUGCAGAGUUCUGACAUAUAUUCAGUACCGAAGAAGGACUAUGUAUCAGUAUAUACGCGCAUCGUUGGUGUCUUAAAAUCGAAGUGAUUUACAUCUAAAAAAAUUUAUAUGUAGUAAAAACAAGGCUCGACUUGACUCGCUCGACCCGGCACAAAAUUAUCUCCUUGUUCUUUAAUCUACUCAAUUUUGGUUUUUUUUUUCAAAGUUCUUUGGUUCUGCAAAAUAUGUCAAUAUCUUCAACUUGCUUCUAAUAUAUUACAAUUAUAAUAUUCGUCAACUUUACAUCUACUUAUUUACACACUCCUCUCACACAUUCCAUCUCUUCUUUUCGGCCUUCAUGUCCUCUUGUGUCCAUCCACUUGCAAUUUCAACAUUCGUCUAGUAAUAUGAGUUUCAUCCCUCUGCAUCACAG